AUGGGUGCUGCGUCGACCGGAGACAACAACGGGAGAGCCGAAGAGCAGGUUGAGACCCAGGAGAUCAAACACACCAAGGCUCGCUACGCUUUAAUUCUCAUUGCUGCUUUCAUGAUCAACUUCAUAGUUGGUGGGUUGCUCUUUGGCUAUGGCGUGUACCAAGCUCUUUAUGAGACUAUGAUACAAGAGGAGGGGUCGCCCUUCUUCGGUGCCACAUACGCCGAAAUAGACCUCAUUGGUAGCGUCUCGGUGUCCGUCAUGAUGAUGGGAGCACCCUUCGUUGUAGCAUGGGUGAAGAACUCCGGUCCCAAGCUUGCCAUCUGUACCGGUGGUAUUCUCUUCGGGUUAGCCCAUGUGCUGGCAAGUUUCGGAACCGCCCUUUGGCAUUUCGAACUGUCCCAAGGCCUGCUCUUGGGUGUUGGGUGUUCUCUCUCAUUCCUGCCCUCAAUGACUGUUGCACCAACAUGGUUUGACAAACACAGAGGCCUGGCUGUUGGCUUUGUGUCUGCUGGCACUGGUGUUGGUGGUCUUGUGUGGGCACCUGCCAUAACAGCAGCCGUCAAGGCGAUCGGGUUCCGUAACACUCUACGCAUGACUGGUGCCCUGUCGGCAUUCUUGAUCGUUUUGUCUGGGAUGUCUCUUAGCUGGGAGCCAUCCAUGGCUGCCCACCUGCGCGAGGAGAAUGCGAAGGACGCCCAUCGAACAGGGUUUUGGCGGAUUCCCUUGCCGACAUGGGAGACUGCCAAGCAGCGAAAGUUUGUGGCUCAGGUUCUUGGCACCUUCUUCCAGAGCGCAGCCUACUACACACCGGUCUUCUUCACAGUUUCUUAUGCCAAGACCCUGGGCUUCAGUGACUCUGAUGGUGCGAACCGGACUGCCGUUGCCAACGCAUGCAAUGCCAUAGGCAAGAUCGGCGUCGGUUUCGUCGCAGAUAGGAUCGGACGGCUUAACUCCUUUUUCCUUACGACACUCCUCAGCGCUGUUAUGACCUUGGGACUGUGGGUCUCGAGCACUCUAUCUGGUGAACAUGAUGAGCACACCGCAAGAGGACUCUUCAUCGCGUUCACGGUUUUGUAUGGCUUGUUUGCGAGCGCGUAUGUCAGCCUCUUCACGCCAUCGCUGGUAGAGUUGUUUGGUAUGAGAGAACUGCCACGGGUCGCCGGGGUCAUGUUCAUGGCUCAGGGCACUGCAUCUAUGAUCGGAACACCCGUUGCCGGCGUAUUGACUCGGGGCAAUGAAGCCACAAAAACUUCCGAAGACUAUCUCGGAAUGGCGGUUCUCGUCGGAGGGUUAAUGUUUGCUGCUGCUGCUUCUGUGGCUUGGGUGAGACUGGAGGUGACAUGGGACCGGGCAGGUGGCCAAAAGCGGUGGAAGUGGAAAUUGUAA
Molecule: messenger RNA, 1386 nt
Organism: Colletotrichum gloeosporioides
Lineage: Eukaryota; Fungi; Ascomycota; Sordariomycetes; Glomerellales; Glomerellaceae
Exons: 2
Coding region: 1-1386 (461 amino acids)
Biological process (GO): transmembrane transport
Cellular component (GO): fungal-type vacuole membrane
Molecular function (GO): transmembrane transporter activity
Source: RefSeq, a predicted model, not a curated record